GAAUGACUCCAUGUAGUCUGCAGUUGUUUGUCAUACGAUUUCACAGAAGUCAUAUGUCCAAAUAAAAAAUAUUAUUUUACUUCAAAUCCACAAAGAGUCUUAAUAAAACAAACAUUGAAAAUCAUAAAAAAAGACCUCGAUGCCCUUUCGACAAGCUGUGCAUGACCUGUGAUUUCGAUUAAUUGGCUCCAAAAACUUAUCUCCAAAAAUGGCACGACAAUUGGCAAGGCUCGGCUAUUUGGACACCAAAAAGACACUAUUCAUGCUGUGCGAUUUGCAGGAAAAAUUCCGCCCCGGCAUGAAGAUGUUCGAUCCGGUCGUUAAGAAUGCAAGCAAGUUGGUUCAAGCCGGUAAAAUGCUCGAUGUCCCGUUGAUUGUGACCGAGCACUACCCGGAGAAGCUGGGCCCGAUAGUGAAGGAUCUGGAUAUCGGCCAUGCCAAGGGAGUGUUUGCUAAAACUCUCUUUAGCAUGGUCACGCCGGAUGUACAGAACAAAAUAAACGAGCUCUUCCCGUCUGCUGGACCGGAAACGGUUGUACUGUUCGGCCUGGAGUCGCACAUCUGCCUGGAACAAACGGCCAUGGAUCUGCUGAGCAAUGGUUACACCGUGCACGUGGCUGCUGAUUGCUCGGUGUCACGUAGCCAGGAAGAUCGGCUGCUGGCGCUGGAACGUCUGAAGCAGUACGGUUGCUUCGUAACCACCAGUGAGAAUAUUAUUUUCAAGCUGAUGCGCGACAAAAAUCAUCCGGCUUUCGAUAAAGUCAGACACACCGUUCGGGACCCAUCAGUCGAUUCCGGUUUGGCGAAAUUGUAAAGCAAACCAGGUACGAUCAAUUGUGCCUGCCGAAAUCGCGUUUAUUCCCUUGAUGUGGUUUGUCUGUAUCAUUAAAUGGUAAUUUCAA
Uranotaenia lowii is the source of this 902-nucleotide messenger RNA. RefSeq names its product isochorismatase domain-containing protein 1. The record is from RefSeq and is a predicted model, not a curated record. Gene Ontology annotation, cellular component: cytoplasm. Bases 209 to 814 code for a protein of 201 amino acids. The transcript has 3 exons. Lineage: Eukaryota; Metazoa; Arthropoda; Insecta; Diptera; Culicidae.